Messenger RNA from Paramisgurnus dabryanus, 9531 nucleotides. NCBI's taxonomy places the organism in Eukaryota, Metazoa, Chordata, Actinopteri, Cypriniformes, Cobitidae. The record is from RefSeq and is a predicted model, not a curated record.
GCAGAAGCUGAAUGAGAGGGACACAGCUCGGAGGUUAGUCAAAGGAAAUCAAGUCUCUCCAUCUCGUGCAGUAGACCGGGACUCGUGCAGCAUUUCCAGCUCUGCCUGUGCGUAUGGCUUCUGCUGUAUGAUAUUUGUAUGAUAAAGCACUGAAGUGGAGAUAACGGGUGAGAAACAUGAACGCGCUGCGCGUUAUAGUGCCGCUGUUUAUUCUCUUCACCGCGACGACGCAAGCAGCCAAUGUUGUUGAUGUCUUGCGGAUACUGGAUCUGUCUGAAGACAUGGAGGGCGUGUCGAUAGAAGCCGGCUUGUGUACUCAAAGAAAUGAUACAGGAGAGACAGACGUGGCUUACAGGAUAAACAAAAAGAUUCAACUCAGUGCCCCAACCAAACAGCUCUUUCCAGAUUCAGAGUUCCCGGAGAACUUCUCUCUGAUGACCACGGUGAAGGCUAAGAAGAAUUCGCAGUUCUUCCUGCUGUCACUGUAUGAUGAGCAGGGAGUUCAGCAGCUGGGUCUGGAGAUGGGAAGAUCACCUGUAUUCCUCUAUGAGGAUCACGAAGGCCAACCAUCUCCAGAGCUUUACCCCCUUUUUAAGAAGAUUAACCUGGCUGAUGGAAAAUGGCAUCGGAUAGCCUACAGCGUGGAGGACAAGUCUGUAACAUUAUAUCUGGAUUGUAAUAAAGUGCAGACCCUGGAGUUGAUGCGAGGUGACGCACCUGUCGUCAGCACGAAAGGAGUCGUUGUGUUUGGGACUCGAUUGCUAGAUGAGGAAGUAUUUGAGGGUGAAAUCCAGCAGCUACUGUUUGUGGAUGAUCCUCAGACUGCAGCUGACUAUUGCCAACACUAUAUUCCUGAUUGUGACAGUCCACUGCCAUACAAAACCCAGAGUCUGGAGCCUGAAGAGGCCAAUCCUAUUCAUAACCUUGAUGGCGUCAUACAAAGCGACGAGCCUGAGGAACCAAAGAAACGCUCCAAAAAGAAGGGAAAGGGCAAAAAGAACAAGAAAAAGAGGGACAAAUCUUCUAAGAAAGGGGGCAAAAAGGAAUCCCGCAAGAAGAAGACCCAGUCCGAACCACUUGAAGAAGGUUUCCUCGAGGUGUCUUCUAAACUGCCCGAGUACUUGGCCCAGGAAAGUAAACGUGAAGUCUUAACAGCUACAUCAGAGACGCCCACUGCACCUGCAACGGAUCAGCCCAAAGCAUCAGUAGAAACUCCAGUAAUAACCGUCGAUCAGAUGGACUCCAUUCCCGACAUGCCCACACAUGAACCAGACACCUAUGAGGAGCAACACACCGGACUGCCCAUUACAGUGCCUGAGUCAAAUCUUGAAGAAUUUUCUGUAUCACCUCCUGCACUUCCCGAGUACCCAAAGAUGGAGGUGGAGGAUGAGAGGCCAAUUAAAACGCCGGAGGUCGAGGAGUUUAGCGAUGACCUUUACAGCGAUCAACGCGAUGAACUGUCGCUCUCCACGGUGACGGUCGUCCACAAUAUCACGGAUUAUGAGACCUUUGAGUACGAUGAUUUUAAAAAUGACUCGGACAGCACUGAACGGGAAUAUGAGGAGUACGAGGUUUACGAGGACCGUUUUGGUCCUGCACAGAGAGAGAGGGCCAUUACAUGGGAUGGAGAGGGUAGAAGAUUUGAAAAGGGACAGAAGGGCGAGCCAGCUGUUGUUGAACCAGGCACAUAUUUUUACGGACCUACUGGCCCACCAGGACCAACAGGCCUUCCUGGCAUUCCUGGCAUCACAGGGCCCCCAGGACCCAGCGGAGACCCCGGUGACAUGGGUCCUCAGGGACGUGCAGGCCUGCCUGGUGCUGAUGGGAUACCAGGUCCUCCCGGCACAUUGCUGAUGUUACCCUUUCAGUAUGGAGGAGACUCUCAGAAGGGUCCCGUGGUGUCUGCUCAUGAGGCGCAAGCUCAAGCCAUUUUACAACAGACCAAACUAUCAUUGAUGGGUCCUACGGGUCCAUUAGGUCUCACCGGGAGACCCGGCCCAAUGGGUCUUCCAGGUCCCACUGGGCAAAAAGGUGACAGUGGAGAAAGUGGGCCUCCGGGUUCACGUGGGUUGCCAGGCCCUCCAGGUCCUAAUGGGAGAACAGGAAAGAUGGGUCGGUCAGGGGCAGAUGGAGGCCGAGGGGCUCCUGGAGAGACUGGAGCAAAGGGUGACAGGGGCUUUGAUGGACUACCUGGACUUCCGGGGGACAAAGGACACAGAGGAGACAGAGGAAAACCUGGACCCCAUGGUCCAGCCGGAGAGCCUGGUCAGAAGGGCUCGGACGGACCCGUAGGACCGAGUGGACAAGCGGGAGAACCUGGGCCAAGAGGACUUGUGGGACCGAGGGGGCCGCCAGGUCCACCUGGGCACCAGGGAGUUCAAGGCAUGGAUGGAAUGCAAGGAGGAAAGGGUGACUUGGGACCACAAGGUGAACCUGGACCUCCGGGUCAACAGGGGAACCCAGGCGUACAGGGCUUCCCUGGUCCACAAGGUCCCAUAGGACUGCCAGGAGAGAAGGGCCCUCAGGGAAAAUCUGGAAUGCAGGGACUUCCAGGGAUUGAUGGUCCUCCAGGUCACCCAGGAAGAGAGGGACCCCCGGGAGAAAAGGGACACCAGGGCUUAUCGGGAGCGCAGGGGCCGGUUGGAUAUCCGGGGCCUCGUGGAGUUAAGGGUGCAGACGGAGUGAGAGGACUGAAGGGUAGCAAGGGGGAAAAGGGUGAAGAUGGUUUUCCAGGGGCAAAGGGUGACAUGGGCCCCAAAGGAGACAGAGGUGAUAACGGUCCUCCUGGAAAUCGUGGUGAAGAUGGGCCAGAGGGGCUGAAGGGUCAGUCGGGGCCCCUUGGAGAGGCUGGAUCUGCGGGGAUUGCCGGAGAAAAAGGAAAACUCGGCGUUCCGGGAUUGCCUGGAUAUCCGGGCAGGCAGGGCACCAAGGGAUCGGUGGGCUUUCCUGGAACAGCUGGGUUGCCGGGAGAGAAAGGAAAGAGGGGGCCUGCUGGACAAUCUGGUCCCGAGGGUGAAAGAGGUCCAAAUGGUUCACGUGGAGGAAGAGGAGCCAGAGGACCAACAGGGAAGCCUGGACCCAAGGGCUCUUCUGGUCAUGACGGCUCACAGGGUCCUUCAGGAGAGAGGGGCCCUCAAGGGCCUCAGGGACGUGAAGGGGAGGCUGGGCCAAAGGGACCAAAUGGCCCUCCAGGAAAGGAUGGGUUGCCAGGUCAUCCAGGCCAGCGGGGAGAGCCAGGAUUUCAAGGAAAGACCGGUCCUCCCGGCCCUGCUGGAGUGGUUGGACCACAGGGAAAAACUGGUGAAACCGGUCCCAUGGGUGAAAGAGGACACCCAGGUGCCCCGGGACCCCCUGGAGAGCAAGGUCUGCCAGGAUCGACCGGCAAGGAGGGAUCCAAGGGAGAUCCGGGUCCUGCAGGGGCACCUGGGAAGAGCGGUCCUGCAGGCCGGCGUGGAUUCGGAGGAGAAAGAGGCUUACCUGGCACUCCGGGUGCUGCCGGGCUAAAGGGUGGAGAGGGCCCUCCUGGUGUUGCAGGACAGAUUGGUCCCACAGGAGAGAGAGGACCAGCCGGCCCCGCAGGUGCCAUUGGUCAGCCCGGUCGUGCGGGAGGCGUCGGCCCACACGGUCCAAUGGGAGAGAAGGGCGAACCGGGUGAGAAAGGUCCUAUUGGGCCUGCCGGGAGAGAUGGAGAACAGGGACCCGUGGGAUUACCUGGACCUGCAGGACCAGCUGGACCACCUGGAGAGGACGGUGAUAAGGGUGAGCCUGGAGGACCAGGACAGAAAGGCAGCAAGGGAGACAAGGGAGAGUUGGGACCCCCAGGGCCAACCGGGAUCCAAGGCCCACCUGGACAGCCAGGAUUACAGGGUCAAGAUGGAGAGCCAGGGCCCCGGGGACAGCAAGGAAUGUUUGGACCGAAAGGAGAUGAAGGGCUACGAGGUUUUAAGGGGGCUGAUGGGCCACCAGGGUUACAGGGAAUGCCAGGACCUCCUGGAGAGAAGGGAGAGAGCGGCCAUGUUGGAUCUUUGGGCCCUCCAGGACAACAUGGCCCACGCGGCCCCCAGGGAGCGAUCGGUGGACAGGGUCCUCAGGGCAUGCCGGGCGGAGUAGGCCAGCCGGGAGUGGUGGGAGAAAAGGGUGAAGACGGAGAGGCAGGGAGCCCAGGAAAUCCGGGCGAAACUGGUCCACCGGGAGGGAAAGGUGAGGUUGGGGAGAAAGGUGAUACUGGUCCUCCUGGUGCCUCAGGACCACCAGGAAUCCGAGGUGUACCUGGAGCGGAUGGAUCUAAAGGACUCCCGGGUCCCAUUGGAUUCCCUGGAGACCUAGGAGCCCCUGGAGAGCCGGGUGCUAAUGGUAUUGAUGGUGAACCUGGAGCCAAAGGAGAUAGUGGAGAGCCUGGAAAAGCUGGACCCGAAGGAGCAUCAGGAGAGCCUGGCCCUCCAGGACCACUUGGACGGAGAGGUCAUGGAGGUCCUGAGGGAAAAGAAGGAAAACAGGGAAAGAAAGGCGCAAAGGGUACUGCUGGUACUGAAGGUCCAAUGGGUAAGACGGGACCUGUGGGGCCUCAAGGACGCCCUGGAAAUGCCGGUCCAGAGGGACUACCUGGAAUUCCAGGCCCUGCUGGGGAGCAAGGGUUAAAUGGGCCCCCGGGCCAAACGGGACCUCCUGGACCUAUGGGGCCAGCUGGAUUACCCGGACUGAAAGGAGAUCAUGGCACUAAGGGGGAUAAGGGUCACGGUGGACUGAUUGGAUUAAUUGGACAUCCAGGAGAAAUAGGAGAAAAAGGCGAUCGGGGUCUGCCAGGAAUUCAGGGAGUACAGGGCCCUAAAGGAGACGGUGGUGUUUCUGGUCCUCCUGGUCCUAAUGGCCCUCCUGGAAUCCCUGGAUUAGCUGGUGCGAUUGGUGAGAAAGGAUCUAAAGGAGAUGAGGGAGUCGUCGGUCUGAGAGGAGAUCCAGGACCUGCCGGACCACCCGGACCACCAGGUCCUCCAGCCACCAUAAUCGAGCCACUGCCAAUGAGAGAGGGGCGUAAAAAGCGAAGGAGAAACUCAAACAGACAGGAUGGUGGAGUCAGAACAGAGUCCGAGGAGGAAGAAGCGGUUCAGCUGAACAUGGAGGACUACCUACAGGCAGAUGAAGCUCUGGAUGACCCAGAGGGCAUGGAGGAGGUGUUCGCUUCACUCAACUCCAUGAAAACAGAAGUGGAGCUCAUGAGAAAACCGCUCGGGACUUUCGAGAGUCCUGCUCGCACUUGCAAGGAGCUGAUGGUGUGUCAUCCGGAAUAUAAAGAUGGUGAAUAUUGGAUCGAUCCGAAUCAAGGCUGCAAUCGAGACUCCAUCAGGGUGUUCUGCAACUUCACCUCAGAGGGGGAGACCUGCCUGCACCCCGACAAGCGGUUUGAAACGGUGAAGCUGGCUGCUUGGAACAAAGAAAAACCGGGCAGUUGGUACAGCCAGUAUAGAAAGGGCAAGCAGUUCUCCUACAUCGAUGCUGAUGGAAACCCUGUGCCCGUGGUCCAGCUGACCUUCCUGAAGCUCCUGAGUGCCACAGGCAGGCAGACCUUCACCUACACCUGCCAGAACUCCAUCGGCUGGUACGACCUGACGAGUCACGGCCACCAGCAUGCCGUGCGCUUCCGCGGAAGCAACGACGAGGAGAUGACGCAAGCCAAAUCCCCCUUCAUCACAUCACUGUACGAUGGUUGUCAGACGCGAAAGGGUCAAGAAAGGACAGUGCUGCAGAUCGACUCUCCUCGAUCAGAGCUGCUGCCGGUCGUGGAUGUAGCCGUAUCAGACUUUGGGAGUAACAACCAGAAAUUUGGAUUCCAUCUUGGCCCAGUGUGUUUUAAUGGGUAACACCAAACACCUCAUCACAGGACUGAAGAAUAAAAGCCAUGAGCUACAGUAUAUUUAUUAUGUAUGUAAUAUGUGGGCGUUUAUAAUGACUUUUGAACAUCGAAUGCAAGCCACAAUUAACCCAAGUGGCUAUUCAAGGGUGCUAGCCUCACAUUUCUCAAAGGGAAGUCUUUCAUCUUUUAAUUUUCUUUUGUUAUCAUUUUUCGGUUUUGCUUUAUACUCACCUGUGGAUUCAUUUACGAGGCCCGAACCCACCACAGUUCAAAGAACUGCUUCAAGCACGACAUGGAAAAACUAAUUCCCGCCUCGAAUUUUUUAUCUGUGCUACAGACCUUUUUAGCCCACGGCGUAGUUGUUGGAUUUCCAAGCAUAUCUUGUUUAUUUGUCUUAUUCGAUAGCGAUGAUUUUGAAUUAAUUUGCCACUCUAAGGAUCGGCAUCACCACUGAAGAGUAGAUAUUUUUCUAAACCCCAUUUUCCUGCCUCGACUGCAACGAGAUGCCAUCGGAGGCAAAGUUAUACCUCUUCACCAGUUUUGACAAGAAAAUACGCCCCGGUCUAUUUGUAAUUCUCAGCUCGAAUAUUUCGUGUCACAUCAAACUUGCAGUGUUACUCAUCUUUAAUCAGUGUACGCGCAUGCAUAAACAAUGUUAAAUAAGGCCGCAGCUUUUCGAAACGCGGGACUCUAAUGGAGCCCAGCUGCUUAUUAAUAUGUAAAGUAGUGCGUUCACUUAAGCUGUUUGUCUUGUUAGCGGGCCGUCUAGUAUGUUUGCCUGUCAGUAAUUCAUGUUUUGGUGGUGCUAGUCUAUCAACUGUACUUCACACAGCUGAGUUGCUUCAUAUGUAUCUGGUAAUAAAUGCCGAUGACAUUGGUGGAUGUGAGCGACAGUGUCAUACUAGCAUUAGGGGCCAAUCACACCAAACGCGUUUUAAAUGCAGAAACUUAAAUAAGAGGAUGCUUGCACUUACCUUAAUCGAGAGGUGCACAAACACGCAGGAGAGAGCGAGUGAAUGCAGUCUCCGGUUGUUCCAAACAACAAUAAACUUCUGUCACCACAACGGAAAGCCCGCCUCUCCUCUCAUUCAAUUGGACAGUGAAAAGACGCGAAUGACGUCAGGUGUUUUUCCGCUUUCAGUGCUCCUUCAAAAAACGCGUGCUGUGGCAUAAGCAGCGCGCAUAACAUUCACUGCCUAUCAUUCAAAAAAGUCGCCUGCAACGGCCAUAAAAGCGUUUGGUGUGAUCGGACCCUUAAACUAAUAACCCUGCUAUGAAACAGCUUGAACCAGCCUAAGCUGGUUUGUUUGGUCUAGCUGGUCUCCAACCCUUGUCAGACUGACCUUUUGUCAGGUUUAAAAUGGGUUUUAGGCACUUGGUAACACGACAGGCUUGAUAGACCAGCUAAGCCAAUAUGAGUAAAUCAAGCUUUAUUUUUUUGUACAAGCUUAUUUACAUGAAUUUGCGAUUAGUUUGAUAUCUUAGUCAUUAAAGCCACAAUAUGUAAGAUUUUUGUAAUAAAUGAUCCAAUAACCACUUACACAGUGUGAUAUAUUUAAUAAGGUCACCAUACGUGCCACGUGUCCUGGCCAGGAUUUCUGGUGUGUCUUCCGCAAGUCAUAUUUGUUGAAGAAUAAAACUACAAUGAUUGUUUUUAACUGAAAUGUGAGAACAUCGAUGACGUAUGCAGUCGACAAAAAGGACUUCCGGGAAGAUGCACCCGAAAUCCUGGCAGGGACGCAUCCCGGAAAAAUGGCGCCCUAAUAUUUAAUGCAGUCGUGUACAUUAUCCCAAAAGUUCCCAAGCAUUUGUCAAUCCAAAGAACUUCCUGUUUUAAAUAUUGUCUUGUCCCUUGUCUUCCUUGUAAAUCUCUAGCCUGGUCCAACCAGACUCUCGUACAUUCAUUUCAUUUGUACAGUCUGGCCACGCUCCAUUGCAAAGUGUUACUUCCGUUAAGGAGGGUCCUCUGUUGAAGUUUAAAACUAUUGGAUCUUCCCAGAGUCACUCUGAAUCUGCCAUAACCAAUCGCUAACGUUUGGUCGUGACGUAUGUCAUGCGCAUAGGCUUAGCACCACUAGCGUUAGCCAUUUCCUUCACCACUAAAGGAGCGAGCUGGAAAAUCAAACUUUUUCCGAACCCCGUGGGGAGGAGGACCACAACGUCAUGGCCACCAACAAAACUUAGCAAAGCUUGUUCUUGCUCCGGCUGUUAUUUUCUGGAUAUUCGGCAGCGUUGCCACAACGGACCUAAUAGCAUUGCUCGCAUCUUUUCCCGCAGCCAUUACUGAACUACAAAUCAGUCCGGCGCACGACCUUAACGUCAUCUUUUUUAGCCACCUCCCUCUGUUCGCUGAUUGGACCUGCAUAUUUUUGCCGGAGAAACCGAAACUCUUCACAGCAGUCCCAGACGUUGUACUGAAGCUAAAUGAAAUUUAAGCGGAAUCAUGUAGGAGGGCGGAGCCAGGCUAGUAGUUCUCAUCCUUUUGGCAAAACAAGUGGACCAACGCAAAAGUGGAGGUUAUAGCAUCUAGCUAAUUCAUUACGAUGGCAUCAAAUAAUGUGAUCAAACGUCCAGGUAAAAAACAUUAAAUAAUGACCUCAUUCAUUAAAAUGAUUAUUGAAUUCCAUACCUGAAAAGAACAUCUCCCAUCAUCCCAUUCUCCUUCAUAACGCCUUUAAAGGGACAUUCCCCUUUUUUCCAGCUCCCCUAGAGUUAAACACUUGAUUUCUAUUGUUUUGGAAUCCAUUCAGCUGAUCUCCGGGUCUGGUGCUACCACUUUUAGCAUAGCUUAGCAUAAUCCAUUGAAUCUUUUUAGACAAUUAGCAUCGCGCAAAAAAAUAUAGAGUUUCGAUAUUUUUCCUAUUUAAAACUUUACUUUUCUGUAGUUAUAUCGUGUACUAAGACCGACGGAAAAUUUUAAUAAAAGUUGUGAUUUUUCUAGGCCGAUAUGGCUAGGAACUAUACUCUCAUUCUGGCGUUAUAAUCAAAGACUUUGCUGCCGUAACCUGGCUGCAGCAGGCGCAAUGAUAUUACGGCCUUUGUUAUUGUUUAAUAGCGGCCUCUAUUGGUAAAAAUCUUACAUAUUGUGGCUUUAACCUCAGAUUGUUCCUAUUUCUAAUUCUGUUUUGCAGUGUACAUGUGUUGAUAUGUUGUCUUGUUUAUUGUGUUCAAAAUGUGUUAUACUGUGGUGCUAAAGAGAUAUUUUUUGUUGCUGUGUUUAUUGUUAAAUUGUCUUCUCAGGAGUAGGUAAAGGGAAGAGGACACCUGUGGUGCUAAAGAGUUAUACAAAACGAUAGAAAAAAUACUUAGAAGAAAAUCAAAUGCUGUCAUGUACAGCCAUUAUGGUGCUUAUCUAGUGGCAACCAAUAUAUUUUUUCAACUAGCAAAUACAAAAGCACAGUAAACAAAAUUUUUCCCCAAUGGCAGCAGACAUCAAAUCUGCCAAGCGGGAAGUUGUGGGUCACCCAAAAAGCAGAUGUGUAUCGGUUUAUCACUAGUCUUGUUUUUAUAUUAACUUCAAUCCCUCCUGACCUCUGACCUCUCUUGUGUACAGUGUCUUUGCUACAAGUUUUUACAUAGUGUACAGUUAUUCUAAAGUAUGAAUGUUGGUAAUAAUCUGUUGCCUGUCUAUUGUAUUUGUGAAAAAGCGAUGAGUGAAUUAAAAAGAACAAUUCUUUAAAAGA